GCAUUUGCUGCUUUAAGUUGAUUAUAAAAUCAGUUCAAGGGUUUGCUAUGCCGGCAAGGUCACAGCCAGAGGGGGCAGUGAACUUUGGACUACAGCUGGAUAGAGAGGUAAACAACAGGACUAUAAAUAUCAAGGCUUUUGGCUGUGGAGCUGCGGAGCUGAGUAAAGAGAAAGGACACAGACUGAUCCGAAGGGGUUCUGACAACCCCAGCAAUGUGGAAAAGCCUGGGGCUUGCCCUGGCUCUCUGUCUUCUCCCUUGGGGAAGAACAGAGAGCCAGGGACAAAGCUCCUUUUGUAAGCAGCCUCCAGCCUGGAGCAUAAGGGAUCAAAAUCCCAUGCUAAACUCAAAUGGUUCAGUGACCGUGGUUGCUCUUCUUCAAGCCAGCUGAUACCUGUGCAUCCUGCAGGCAUCCAGAUUGGAAGACCUGCGAGUAAAACUGGAGCAACAAGGAUAUUUGAACAUCUCUUAUGUUGUUGUUAAUCAUCAAGGACUCCCUUCUCAAUUAAAAUAUAUGCAUCUUAAAAAUAAAGUUUCAGAACAUAUUCCUGUUUAUCAACAAGAAGAAAACCAAACAGAUGUCUGGACUCUCUUAAAUGGGAACAAAGAUGACUUUUUCAUAUAUGACAGAUGUGGCCGUCUCGUAUACCAUCUUGGUUUGCCUUACUCCUUCCUAACUUUCCCAUAUGUAGAAGAAGCCAUUAAGAUUGCUUACUGUGAAAAGAAAUGUGGAAACUGCUCUCUCAUGACACCGGAAGAUGAAGACUUCUGUAAAAUUGUAUCUUCAGCUACCAUGGGAAAUACAACUGAGGCUCCACGGCCACAUCACCACCACCGCCAUCCCCACCCCCACCCCCACCCCCACCACCAUCACCAUCAUAAUCAUGAGCAUGGGCAUCAGCGUCAUGGGAAUGGUGAGCUUUCAGAGAACCAGAAACCAGAAGCACCAGCUGCUACUGAGCAACUCCCUUCUCAAGUCCCUCAUCACCACGACAAGCACAUUGACCACCAAAGAGAGGGCCAUUCAGAGGACUGAGACAUGCCAGCAGGAGGUGAAAGUUUGCAACUUUCUGUCCUACAACAGAAGCUCUGACGAAAGGGAUGUAUAAAUCAGUUACACUGCAAAUUGCCCAAAGAUUCAGAGUUAGCUCCUAGCAGCUGAUGCUGACACUGACGGCAUCUGAUAUUUGAAAAAACAGAGUCUGCAAUCACCUGACAAUGUAAAGAAAACCUUCCCUCUUUAUGUAGUUGACAGGGACUCUGGGCAGAGGAGAACGUCAUUGAAUCUUGACAGUGACGUUUGCCUCCAGCUGCCUGACAUGCAAGUCAGCAGCUCAAGCCCACAGAGGUCAGCACCAGUUGAAGCUGAAAAUAUAAGUCCCAAAUAUGAAAAUGACCUUCAUACUAAAUAUUUUAAACAGGAUUAUACUCCCCAAGUCAGUCUAGACAAUUUCAUUUCCAGUACUUUUAUAUGCUACCUAAUUAUCAGUGAUCUAAAAAUAAGAAUUGGAUUUAUACAAAACAUGCAGAAAUCUAUUAUAUUGGCUUCCUAAUUUUAAAAUUUAAGUCAAAGAAAUUUUGACCCAAACCAAAUUCUUAUUAUUUUAUUAUAAAGGUGAUUGCAGCACUUGGUUAAUAUGUUUUUCUUUUUCUUUUUCCAGCAUUCUACUUGCAUUAAUGAGAACAGAGGCAUAAACUAUGACCUAGGGGUUUCUGUUGGAUAGUUAGCAAUUUAGAAUGGAGAAAGAACAACAAAGACAUAUUUUCCAUUUUUUUCUUUACUUAUUUCUCAAAAAAACCCUUUAUUUUUCUUUUUAAUCUUACAUUUUUAACUGAUUAAAUUUUAUAAAGAACAGUGAAUUCUAUCUUUUUAGGUUCCAGAAGUACUAACACAUGAAUAUUUCGUUAUGACUACAUUUUAAAUAUGCAUUUAUACUUUGUAUGUCUAAGGGUCAUAUCUUGAUUUUUACUAUCACAUAUGUAUGAAACCCUUAUGUCUUAUUUUCUUUAUCUAGCAUUAUUACAUCACACCUUUAAAAUUUGAGAUAGUCUCUCUUGAAAGAUGUAAUGGAGAAGGUAAAAGAAUGUUGUCUGGCUCUUGAUUGCUUAGAAAGUAUUUCCAUAGUCAAUGAUGGUUCAGUAGGUAAACUAAGUCCUAUAAACCUGAACUCCUCUAUGGUUCAUACUAUUGAGCAAGAAUGUAGUACACAGUGGGCCAAAUGUGGAUUUGUUUAAAUAAACUCAAUUUAAAAUAUUUAAA
Molecule: messenger RNA, 2259 nt
Organism: Hyaena hyaena (striped hyena)
Lineage: Eukaryota; Metazoa; Chordata; Mammalia; Carnivora; Hyaenidae
Gene: SELENOP
Product: selenoprotein P
Exons: 5
Biological process (GO): selenium compound metabolic process
Cellular component (GO): extracellular region
Molecular function (GO): selenium binding
Source: RefSeq, a predicted model, not a curated record